AUGAACAAUAGCAGUUGUCACCAGGCCUUUAGCCACACAGCAACUCAAGAACAUCUAUCAGUCAUUUAUGAAGCCAUCAAAGGAGUGAAUAAGGUAUCUUGUGUGAAGUUUCGGGAAGCCACAAGUUCUGCAAAAGAUUUCGUUCGUAUACGAGGCAAACAGGAAGGAUGCUACACAAAUGCCUGGGGAAGGAAGGGCGGCGAGCAGUACGUCAAUUUACAGCCUGAACAUUGUUUGCACGUAGGCACUAUAUACCACGAGUUUUUUCACGUAAUUGGAUUUUUGCAUGAGCACAAUUCACCUAAACGUGAUGAUUUCAUUCGAGUAAUUUGGGAAAAUAUCGAAAAAGGUAAAAACUUUAGGUUUACAAAAUACAAUAAGACCAUUGCUGCAAAUUUCGGACUUCGAUAUGAUUAUGACAGCAUUUCUCACUUUAGCAGGAGAGCAUAUUCGAAGAAUGGAAGAGAUACUAUUGAGACACACGCAGUGGCCUGCUACGUACGCCGGCUGCCGGCCGCGGCGCCACGCUGCCCGCAGCACCGCCACGCUGCCCGCAGCACCGCCACGCUGCCCGCAGCACCGCCACGCUGCCCGCAGCACCGCCACGCUGCCCGCAGCACCGCCACAUAA
Messenger RNA from Schistocerca cancellata (South American locust), 630 nucleotides. Its product is annotated as zinc metalloproteinase nas-1-like. The transcript is spliced from 4 exons. NCBI's taxonomy places the organism in Eukaryota, Metazoa, Arthropoda, Insecta, Orthoptera, Acrididae. The coding region runs from base 1 to 630 and encodes 209 amino acids. Gene Ontology annotation, biological process: proteolysis. Gene Ontology annotation, molecular function: zinc ion binding; metalloendopeptidase activity. The record is from RefSeq and is a predicted model, not a curated record.